GUCCAUACGAAGGAGAAACCACACGUUUGUAAAAUCUGUGGGAAAAGCUACACUCAAGGCACUUCUUUGUCGUUACACGUGAGGGCGGUCCAUGAAGGUGAUACACCACACGAGUGUCAAAUUUGCUCUAAAAGUUUCGUCACUAGAAGCUUACUCAAUUUGCAUUAUAAGUCGCACAAAGGGAUUUAGAUCUAGCGAUGACUCUGUAAAAUUGGAAGACGACGACGAAUGGGAACUUCCAAAAAGCACAAAAGUCAUAAAAAACGCAAGACGUUCACGUCUUUGUAAAAUUUGUAAUAUAAAAUUCCCAACGUCUCGAACCUUACGCAAACAUCACAAAGAAACUCAUAGCCCGAAACCCCUCAGUUGUCCCAUUUGUAAGAAAACUUUCAAGUACAAGUGGACGCUGCACAAGCAUGCCGAAAUUCACACUCAAAAGAAACAGUUUUAUUGUGACAACUGCGAAGAAAACUUGGAAACUCUUGAGCAACUCGAGGAGCAUAAACAGGUUCAUAAAAUUCGUCCUGGAUUGGUGUGUCCCGAUUGCAAAAAAGCCUUCGCAUCGCGCUCUUCACUCCGAAAGCAUCGCCUAAUUCACAAAGGAGUGCGUUUUCCGUGUGAUAAGUGUACAAAGAGCUUCAGCGAUCCCAGUACUUUGAAACUGCAUUUGAAGAAACACGACGAAAAUUUUGUACAACCGACGUUUGCUUGCGAGAUGUGUGACAAGGUGUAUGCGGUUGAGUAUAAUUUGAAGAACCACAUAGCGAAGUGCCACGACGGCAAAGGCAGGUGGCAUAUUUGUGAGACUUGUGGUAGGAAUAUGUCGUCGAGGAAGAGUCUAAGGGAUCAUCAAAUGAUCCAUACAGACGAAAGACCUUUCCAGUGUAUGCUUUGCGACAAGAGCUUUAGAAGGAAGGAGCAGCUUACUGACCACCACAGAACACACACCAAAGAAAAACCUUACAUUUGUGGAUUUUGCAAUAAAGCGUUUACUAUGAGGAAGAACUUGAAGGAACAUGUAAGUGUGCAUCACGAAGGCAAAAAACAUUUGUGUGAUGCUUGUGGAAAGGAAAUGGCGUCGGCUACUAGUUUGAUGAACCACAAAAAAACGCACACGGGAGAAAAACCAUUUUGUUGCAGUUUUUGUGGGAAAAGGUUUACGAAAAAGUACCAUUUGCAGUGUCAUAUUAACGUACAUACCAGAGAGAAGCCGUAUGCGUGUAAGCUUUGUGAUAAGAGAUAUACCCAAGGGACUUCUCUGCAGUUGCAUAUACGGGCUGUACACAGUAGGGAAAGACCGUAUGUGUGUGAUAUUUGUGGUCGUGGUUAUAUCACGAAAACGUUGUUAACGAUGCAUCGAAAAUCACAUUGGCUCAGACCUGACAAUUAAGGACUUAGUUCUAGUUGUACCUAAAAGUGUAGGUCUUAUUUGUUAUAAAUGUUUUUUCACGGAAUAUAUGGUUAUUUUUUA
Messenger RNA from Zophobas morio, 1471 nucleotides. RefSeq names its product gastrula zinc finger protein XlCGF26.1-like. Bases 92 to 1390 code for a protein of 432 amino acids. The transcript has 2 exons. The record is from RefSeq and is a predicted model, not a curated record. Gene Ontology annotation, molecular function: RNA polymerase II cis-regulatory region sequence-specific DNA binding; DNA-binding transcription factor activity, RNA polymerase II-specific. Lineage: Eukaryota; Metazoa; Arthropoda; Insecta; Coleoptera; Tenebrionidae. Gene Ontology annotation, biological process: regulation of transcription by RNA polymerase II.